ACACAAACAUCCACGGCAAGAAUCUUUACGGGACAGUCCAUAAUCCAAAUGGCAUCUCCAACAGAUUCCACAUCUAAUGCUUCAACCAAGGCUCGGAAAGUAGCCAUCAAGAAUGUUCGAAUUUUCCACGGCGAGCAACUCACCGCACCCACGACAGUCGUGAUUGAUGGCGGAGUCAUCGGGUCAGACACUACUGGAGCACAGGAGAUUGACGGUGCCAACGGCGUGCUUCUUCCGGGCCUGAUUGAUUCGCACGUCCACCUUAAAGGCGAACGCCAUCUACAACGAAUGGCUGACUGGGGUGUAACCACCGCCUUGGGGAUGGGAGAGUGGUGGCCAGAGAAGCUGCAGGCACUGCGUGAACGCGAAGGCCUCACCGACAUCCGAAGCGCAUGUAUCCCUGCGACAACACCCGGAAGUCUUCACAGCAAGCUACUCCCGGUUCCUCCGGAAGCCCUCGUUUCCGGUCCGGGAGAUGCUUCGAGCUUUGUGAGGAACCGGCUCGCCGAGGGAGCAGACUACAUCAAGGUCGUUGCGGACCUUCCGGGGCCGGAUCAGCCGACGCUAAAUGCCUUGGUCUCUGCAGCCCAUGAACAAGGGAAGCUCGUGAUUACCCAUGCAGCGACAUAUAUUCCCUUCACCAUGGCGCUUGCAGCAAAGCCAGACGUCAUCACGCAUGUCCCGCGGGACAAGACGCUUGACGAUGAGUCCGUGUCGCGCAUGAUGACUGACAAGCCCAUAUCUGUCCCUACUCUAACCAUGAUGGGAGCUAUCUGUAAACCUCUAGGCUGGAGCGCCAUAAUGCGACUGCUGUUUCAACCCUCACUCCUGUGGACCGUCAUCAAGGGCAGGAGAUGGUUUGUCGGGGCUGAAUCGUAUGAGCAUUGCAAGGAGUCAGUGAGGCGUCUAUACUGCGCUGGCGUGCCCGUCUUGGUGGGGACAGAUUCAAACGAGGAGGAAGAUUCUCCUUUUCAGAUCCGCCACGGAGAGGCUCUACACCGUGAACUGGAGCUCCUGGUUGAGGCCGGGAUGUCGACGGUUGAUGUCUUGCGGGCGGCAACGUCUUUACCUGCGAAGCAUUUUGGGCUGACUGAUCGUGGGGUAAUUGAGCCUGGAAAACGAGCGGACUUGGUGCUCCUUCGCGAUGACCCGAUCAACGACAUCCGAGCAACGCGUUCAAUCCAGCGAGUCUGGUGUGGUGGGAUUGAGCAUGUCAGGACCUAA
Molecule: messenger RNA, 1224 nt
Organism: Fusarium keratoplasticum
Lineage: Eukaryota; Fungi; Ascomycota; Sordariomycetes; Hypocreales; Nectriaceae
Product: Amidohydro-rel domain-containing protein
Exons: 1
Coding region: 49-1224 (391 amino acids)
Molecular function (GO): hydrolase activity, acting on carbon-nitrogen (but not peptide) bonds
Source: RefSeq, a predicted model, not a curated record